This is a messenger RNA of Moneuplotes crassus, 517 nucleotides long. Lineage: Eukaryota; Ciliophora; Spirotrichea; Euplotida; Euplotidae. The record is from the annotation of a GenBank genome assembly.
UAUGGCCUAUUUCAAACUGCAUCAUAUUGAUCUUCUUAGUCUCUAAUACUAAGAGGGUCAUACUCUGAUUAGAGAGAUGCGAAUAGUAAAACUGAUACUUCACAAACAGUAUAAUCAACUAUUCUUGUGUAUGUUUAUACUGUCUUUGGGUUACAGACAUUCAUUGCUUUUUAAUAAUUUUAUCUAACUUUGUCUUAGUGUUCUAAGUUCACAAAGAAUAAGAGAGAAUCAGCAGAGCAAAGCCUAAAGGAUAGAGUUGAUUAAUAAGAAUAUCCAUGUAGCUAUGAGAAGGUUAAUUUGAGAUAUUUCCGCCUCACAGCGCGUUUAUAAUAUUUAUGAGCCAUUUCGACUCAUGUACUUCUUUAAAAGUGUCAUGAUCAAGGUAUGAAAUAGCUCAAAGGAACCUGGAAUAGUAGACUCUACUGUUCAUGUUAGACAAUGCUCUCCCUCAUAAGUCUUUAAUGGUCUUAAGAAUCUUAUCAACAGAUUGGAGGCUUUAAUUAAUCGUGUUUUCAAC